AUCAGAAUCUAGCAAAUGUCUUUUAUCCAUCCACUCAUAUUCGGUUUUUGUUAGUAGAAGACCUGAAGCAAGCUAAUAACAAUAGGCAAGCUCUGGUUAAGCAAGAUGAACCAAAUCUUAUUGGCUUCAAAUUGAGGCAAACCAAUUCUUGUCAGUGAAUGAAAAUGUCAAUAUGUAGAGGAUCAUUUUCAGGAAACUUUGGUUGAUCAUUUGUGUGAAGUGAAAACAGUAGAAAACCAAAACUACAAGGUCCAUGAAAGCCCAAUUAGGAAAAAAAAAAAGAGGACUCAAAAAUAUUCCGGUAACGGUAAUCCGCCGGCAUGAAACCUAAACUGAAAAUUACCUUCUUACCACAAGAUUCGAUUUUUCCGCCAACCCGUUGUUCUCCAGAACGCUUGGAACUUUAUUAGUGGAAAAAGUAAAUGAGAGAGAGAGCCUUAUGUUAAGUUCUGAGCCUUGUCUUUGUCCGUGAGACGUGGACGAGAGAUCUCCAUCAGAAAAAAUGAGAACCCUUUCUUCCACGUACACACUCUUUGCCCCUUCUUCUAUACCUUUCCUCCCCUGACGUGUUUCUUCUUCUUAUUCUGGGUUUUGGGGUUUACCAGAGAAAACGCCAAAGAACAACUUUGUUUUUUCUGAGGGAUUAGGGUUUAUCGGGAUUCGAGACGAUUUUUGUAGAAGAUGACAAGAGUCAAGACUAAACUAGACGAUGAUCUGUCGUCUCCUUGGUUUUAUACUGUUUGUACCAUGGGAGGAAUGCUUAGUGCCGGAACUACCCAUUUGGCUAUAACCCCUCUCGAUGUCCUCAAAGUCAAUAUGCAGGUGAAUCCACUGAAGUAUCAUAGCAUUCCUUCCGGUUUCUCCACUCUCUUAAGAGAGCAUGGCCGUUCCUAUCUUUGGAGAGGUUGGUCAGGGAAGCUAUUAGGCUAUGGUGUUCAAGGUGGAUGCAGAUUUGGACUCUAUGAGUACUUCAAGACACUCUACAGCAAUGUGUUGCCUAAUCAUAACAGAACUUCCAUAUAUUUUCUCAGCAGUGCUUCUGCUCAGGUAUUCGCCGAUAUGGCUUUAUGUCCUUUUGAAGCUAUAAAAGUUAGAGUUCAGACGCAGCCUCUGUUUGCGAAAGGUUUGAUUGAUGGAUUUCCAAGAGUAUAUAGAAGUGAAGGUCUUGCUGGCUUCCACAGGGGACUUUUUCCGCUCUGGUGUCGUAAUCUUCCAUUUUCUAUGGUGAUGUUCUCGACGUUUGAGCAGUCAGUUGAAUUUAUAUAUCAAAAGAUUAUCCAGAAGAGGAAGCAAGAUUGCUCUAAAGCUCAACAACUAGGUGUCACAUGUCUUGCUGGCUAUACUGCUGGAGCUGUAGGUACAGUCAUAUCUAACCCCGCAGAUGUGGUUCUUUCGUCUCUAUACAACAACAAAGCCAAGAAUGUGCUGCAGGCUGUGAGGAACAUUGGGUUUGUUGGUCUUUUCACUAGAAGUCUUCCUGUUCGGAUCACGAUUGUUGGACCUGUCAUUACCUUGCAAUGGUUCUUUUAUGACGCCAUCAAAGUCUUAAGUGGAUUCCCUACAAGUGGAGGAGUGAGGAAACCAGUGGAUGCAACAAAAUUAUCAGUGUGAAGCUGAGAAGAGUAUAGAUUUAUCUCUGUCAACAUCUGGACCUGGAACUCAAAAAACAUACUAUCAUGUAAGAUUCUCUUGCAAGUAGAUAACCCGAGCGUUGUGUAGCGAAUGGAAUAAGCGUUUUGAAAAUUUUCGCUUAGUUCAAUCCUUGCCUGAAAUUUGGAUUUGUAACUAAAGUGCUAAUGAGUGAUAAUGAUGUAAACAGAAACUAUAAUCUUCAAACUGAUUGAGGUAAAAAGAAAAGUCUCUGGUUUUAUCUU
Molecule: messenger RNA, 1874 nt
Organism: Camelina sativa (false flax)
Lineage: Eukaryota; Viridiplantae; Streptophyta; Magnoliopsida; Brassicales; Brassicaceae
Product: mitochondrial phosphate carrier protein 1, mitochondrial
Biological process (GO): mitochondrial phosphate ion transmembrane transport
Cellular component (GO): mitochondrial inner membrane
Molecular function (GO): phosphate transmembrane transporter activity
Source: RefSeq, a predicted model, not a curated record